AUGACUGGAGUUCGAUGGAUAGCGACGAUGGCAGUAAAUUCGCUGGUACUGCUGGCCACCGGAGGUACUGCCGUAGCGAUGACCGCCUGUAUCGCCAUCGUCCCUCUGUUUUUCAUGACAGUUACGCGACUUCGACAGGAUCUGCUUAUGGACACGAAAGACAUCAGGGAAAUCGCUCAGGACGUUUCGAACGACAUCGGCGACCUUCGCCUAAAAUUCUACCAAUCCUUGUAUGUUUCCUCAGCGGACAAGGAACAACUGAGUCGAGGAAAGAGAAACUCUUUCGGCUACGGUAACUCCGGAUCCUCGUCGGGAAGCCACAACGAUUUCUUUGGCAUCGGGUCGUCAUCACAAGUGAAUCCGGCGUGCAACUGCAAAAUGGAGAACUAUUGUCCAAGAGGUGCUCCGGGUAUUCGAGGGACAGAUGGAAUUGACGGCACUCCCGGCACUCCUGGAGAACCCGGCAAGCCCGGACUAAACGGCGACGAAACGGUGAGGCUCAAUCAUGAAGGUUGUUUAAUCUGCCCUGUGGGCAAGCCCGGACCACCAGGUCCUGUUGGACCGCCUGGAGAAACUGGAGCGAAGGGCGAUCGUGGAACCAGGGGAAAAGAUUAUUUUGGACUACCUCGCCCAGGACUACCUGGAAAGCCAGGACAACCAGGAAUACCAGGUAGGCCAGGCAGGGAUGGUCUUCGUGGUCGCCCUGGAAGCGACAAAAUAGUCAGAAUUGGGCGGCGAGGUGAGAAAGGUCCGCAAGGAUAUAUCGGUCACCAAGGACCAAAAGGAAUACCAGGGGAGCCUGGUAUCAUAGGUCCAGCUGGACCUUCAGGAAAGCAGGGUCAAAUGGGUCCCCCUGGCCCACCUGGUGAACCCGGUGACCCUGGACCGCCAGGAAUCGAAGGUAAACCAGGUCCUGAUUCUCUCUACUGCCCCUGUCCUGCAAGAACAUACAAAGCAAGAGCAUAA
Soboliphyme baturini is the source of this 966-nucleotide messenger RNA. Lineage: Eukaryota; Metazoa; Nematoda; Enoplea; Dioctophymatida; Soboliphymatidae. The record is from the annotation of a GenBank genome assembly.